This is a messenger RNA of Coregonus sp. 'balchen', 7982 nucleotides long. Lineage: Eukaryota; Metazoa; Chordata; Actinopteri; Salmoniformes; Salmonidae. The record is from the annotation of a GenBank genome assembly.
UGUAGGAAUGACAAUCAAGGUACUGUUCCUGAAUUGAACAAUAUAGCUGUGUAGCUAUGCUCUUUGGCCAACCACCAUAAUAAUAAAAAAAACGGUGCUUAUCUAUGUCUAUGUCUAACAAAGCUGAGGACACACACACAGUGCUUUUGUUCAUGCUGGGAUCCUGAGUGCUGGGGUUCAGAGCAGGCAGGCAACUGAGCCCAGUCUUUCAGACUUGUGCAUUCUCAGGAACGUGCCUGGAGUGGACAAAUCAUGCUCAUUGGGUGGGAGAGGGACUCAGCACUGUACCCAAGAUGAAGGAGGAGAGGAGGAAGACUUCCUUGAAAGAAGACACAGCCAUUCCUUUGCUAUUUUCACUCAUCCUCCUCCUUCUUUUCCAGGCAGGUAAGUGAACACUUUCAAACUUUAUGACUUGCUUUUUGGGAAACAUAAUGCGGUAAAGAACUAGUGGCUGAAUCAGGAAAUAAGUUUCAAGUAAGAGUAGUUUGAAUGAAUAGAUAUGUGACUAAAUUGGCAAAAAUGUUUAUCACAUAGUAGUCAGGGAAUAUGUGAUAACGCGAUCAAGUAGUGGCGCAGUGGUCUAAGGCACUGCAUCGCAGUGCUAGCUGUGCCACUAGAGAUCCUGGUUUGAAUCCAGGCUCUGUCGUAGCCGGCCGCGACCGGGAGACCCAUGGGGCGGCGCACAAUUGGCCCAGCGUCGUCCAGGGUAGGGGAGGGAAUGGCCGGCAGGGAUGUAGCUCAGUUGGUAGAGCAUGGCGUUUGCAACGCCAGGGUUGUGGGUUCGAUUCCCACGGGGGGCCGGUAUGAAAAAAUAAAAAAUAAUGUAUGCACUCACUAACUGUAAGUCGCUCUGGAUAAGAGCGUCUGCUAAAAUGUAAAUGUAUAUUUGAGAUUUACAUAGCUGUCUUAUUUCAAUUCUCAAAUUGUUUCACAUUGUUUUGUUAGCAAAUUCAUUUCAAAAUGUAUUUGUUUUAUAAUACAUAAUUUGGUUGUAACCAUUAUUCCUUUAUGUACUUGAUCAUUGAAUUAAAUACUAUGUUAAAGUAGGUUUCAUUGGCCCAUGCAGUGAGAGUUGUUUUGUCCUGGUGUACCCUCUGUGCGGAUUAGCUCCAAGGCACAGGUCUACUCAGCCAAACAGCUGUAGUAAAAGGAGCCUGGGUGAGCUGAGCUGUUGAUGGGAGGUAAGUGGGGGAAGCAUAGGUUAAGCAUUAUUAUAUUACGAGAAGAGGCUUUGGGGGACUUGGAGUUGGAGCCCAGGCGAGGCAGUGAUGGUGGUGGUGUCUCUGCAUUAUGAGCCUGGCUCAGCCUGCUUCUGCUGUGUGGCUGUCUGUUAUGUCAUUGUGGCCAUCCACUAUUAGCAGAAUCACUGAACCCUUGUGUCUCCUGCUUCUACAAUCACAAAGAGCAUGUCUCUCCCAGUGGCUUUUUAUACCACGGGAGGGAGGAAAUCAGUCCAACAAUCCUGGCCUUUGUCUGCCUCUCCCUUGGCAACCUCCUUCAGGCUGAAAAUUGUUGCCACGGCGAUCGAGCGAUGCCAUGCAGACACGCUACAGGGAGCAGAGCUGUGGCCGAGGAGGGUCGGUGCCAGGCGCUCUCUCUCUCUCUCUCUCUAUUGCCCCAGCAUGACAUGCAACAGCCCAUCCAUUAGGUACAGCGCCCAUCAGUGGCUCUAGCCUAUGGCUACAUGUGGUCAAGGAUGUGGUGACUUACAGGAAACUCCACUGUGAGCAUAAUGGCGUUACUGUGUGUGGUUUCCAGGGCAGAACGAGACUCUAAAGGAUGAUAUGUGGGUUAUGUUGUAAACCAUCCUCCUGUAUGCUCAAGGGGGAUCCAUUAAUGGUACACAAAUCAAAACAGAUUAAAUACGUUGGGCUUGUUUGGAGAGGUCCUUACCUGUUAUUGAAUUUUCACUGAAUGAUUGAUUGCGGUAAUAAUGAGGAAGUUUGAGGGCGCCAUUUUGAGUAGUCUUGAUUUCAAAAGUCUGCUUUCAAGAAUGAAAGUUAGAUCUAUUCCUGGACUAAUUUAGGGAAUGGAGUGAAAACUAUAGGCCCAUAUCUGACUUUAUUUUGUACCGUAUAUCUCUGAACGCAUAUAAAGACAAAAGACAAAACAGAAUGUUCCAAACUCGUUAUUAGGACCUCAUAUUAGAGCAGAUCACUCUGCUUGUAGUGAAUGUGGUUACAGUAAUCAACCACUUACAGCCAUCAAAUCGUCCUGCAUGCAUGUGAUCACUAUAUCCUGCACUGUAUAGUCUGCCACAGUGUUCACUGAACGUCAUGUGUUGGGCUGUGUCCAUGCAGUCAGAGUAGCCGGCGUCAACAUCACCAGUCAGGCCCAUCUGGUCCGAGGCACGUUGGGUGGUGAGGCCCUCCUCUCCGUCAGCUACACCAGCACCAGCUCCGACCAACCGGUCAUCAAGUGGCAGCUGAAGAGGGACAAGCAGCAGCCCGUCACCGUAGUCCAGUCCAUAGGCACCAGCAUCAUUGGGAACCUGCGGCCCGAGUACAGGGACCGUAUCAUGGUGUUUGAGAACGGCACCUUGCUCCUCCACAACCUGCAGCUGUCUGACGAGGGGGCCUAUGAAGUGGAGAUCUCCAUAACGGAUGAUGCCUUCACUGCGGAGCGCAACAUCAACCUCACCGUAGAUGGUAGGAAGGUUUCCUGUGUAGCUCAUUUGGUAGAGCAUGGCGCUUGCAACGCCAGGAUAGUGGGUUUGAUUCCCAGGAUCACCAUACAUAUGUAAAAGAUUUAGGCACGCAUGACUGUAAGUUGCUUUGGAUAAAAGUUUCUGCUAAAUGGCAUAUUUAGUUACUAUUUCAGUGAUUGAUAUUGUAUUUACAAUACGGCUCAGGCUCAGGCUACAAUAUCAAAUAAACAGUCCAACAACUGACCAACUAUUGACCUUAGUGACCUUAGUGAAUCACAUAAUGCUAUUCCAGACUGAGGUGUAAGGCUAAAAGUGUGGUCACACUUUGAACAAAGUAUAUCCUAUAACAGCCUUUAUAAGUUAUUUGUAAGGCCUACUUUAAAGAGUAGGUAGCUUGUUAUUUCUUCACAAAUCAUUUACUUGUAUAAGCAAAUGCCAUACCAUAUAAACAGUGGAAUACGGGUUAUGUCUCCUGUAGUGAAUUUAUUUGACAUGUUGUUGUGUAUUGUCCCCACAGUACCUGUGUCCAGACCCUACGUCCAAAUGAUAGCCUCCUCGGUGCUGGAGUUGAGUGAACUCUUCACCUUACACUGUUCCCAUGGCGAUGGCACCAAGCCCACCUAUGGCUGGCUGAAAGGGGGCAAGGUGCUAACCAAUGACUCGCGCCUGCUCCUGUCACAUGACAUGAAGCAUCUGACCAUCGCCCGGGUGCUGAUGUCAGACGAUGACAUCUACAGUUGUAUGGUGGAGAACCCAAUCAGUAGCAUGAGGAGUGUGCCUGUCAAACUCACCGUCUACAGUAAGUAGAACUACAGUCGUAGUACUUCAAAUCAAAUCACAUUGUAUUUGCAACAUGCGCCGAAUACAACAGGUGUAGACCUUAGAGUGAAAUGUUUCCAAGCCCUUAACCAACAACGCAGUUUUAAGAAAAAUAAGUGUUUGGUAAAAAAUAGAUAAGUUAAAAAUAACAAAUAAUUAAAGAGCAGCAGUAAAAUAAAAUAACAGUAGGGAGGCUAUAUACAGGGGGUACCGGCACAGAGUCAAUGUGCGGGGGCACUGGUUAGUCGAGGUAAUUGAUGUAAUAUGUACAUGUGGGUAGAGUUAAAGUGACUAUGCAUAGAGAAUAAACAGAGAGUAGCAGCAGCGUUCAGGAGUCUUAUGGCCUGGGGGUAGAAGCUGUUAAGAAGCCUUUUGGACCUAGAAUUGGCGCUCCGGUAUCACUUGCCGUGCAGUAGCAGAGAGAACAGUCUAUGACUAGGGUGGCUGGAGUCUUUGACAAUUUUUAGGGCCUUCCUCUGACACCACCUGGUAUAGAGGUCCUGGAUGGCAGUGAUGUACUGGGCCGAAGGCACUGCCCUCUGUAGUGCCUUGCGGUCGGAGGCCGAGCAGUUGUCAUACCAGGCAGUGAUGCAACCAGUCAGAAUGCUCUCGAUGGUGCAGCUGUAUAACUUUUUGAGGAUCUGAGGACCCAUGCCAAAUCCUACGGGGGAAUAGGCUUUGUCGUGCUCUCUUCACGGCUGUCUUGGUGUGUUUGGACCAUGAUAGUUUGUUGGUGAUGUGGAAACCAAGGAACUUGAAGCUCUCAACCUGUUCCACUACAGCCCCGUCGAUGAGAAUGGGGACAUGCUCAGUCCUCUUUUUUUUCCUGUAGUCCACGAUCAACUCCUUUGUCUUGAUCACGUUGAGGGAGAGGUUGUUAUCCUGGCACCACACGGCCAGGUCUCUGACCUCCUCCCAUAGGCUGUCUCAUCGUUGUCGGUACCACUGUUGUGUCGUCGGCAAACUUAAUGAUGGUGUUGGAGUCAUGCCUGGCCGUGCAGUCAUGGGUGAACAGGGAGUACAGGAGGGGACUGAGCACGCACCCCUGAGGGGCCCCCGUGUUGAGGAUCAGCGUGGCAGAUGUGUUGUCACCUACCCUUACCACCUGGGGGGCGGCCCGUCAGGAAGUCCAGGAUCCAGUUGCAGAGGGAGGUGUUUAGUCCCAGGGUCCUUAGCUUAGUGAUGAGCUUUGAGGGCACUAUGGUGUUGAACGCUGAGUUGUAGUCAAUGAACAGCAUUCUCACGUAUGUGUUCCUCUUGUCCAGGUAGGAAAGGGCAGUGUGGAGUGCAUUAGAGAUUGCAUCAUCUGUGGAUCUGUUGGGGCGGUAUGCAAAUUGGAGUGGGUCUAGGGUCUAAGAAUUCUGGGAUAAUGGUGAGGCCUACUUUAGGAUUAGUGUGCUCCUUAGUAAGCAUAUUUAUCUUGAUUGCUUCAGCAUGUACCUGUCAGGGAAAAGUUGAAAUACAAGUUAAUUCUGAAGAAACUUAAUUGACCGACCGAUCAACCUGACCGGACAGGACCAGACCAGUGAAAAGCUUGAGUUAUUUAUGAGGGCAAGGAGAUAAAGGAAACCUGUGGAGCUGAGGUCUUGCCCAGGUGGAGCACACUAAUCCUUACUUCAUUAUUCCCUACCUGAGACAAUAGCUGUGUACCAAAUGGCACCCUAUUCCGUUUAUAGUGCACUACUUUUGACCAUGAUCCAUAGGGCUCUGGUCAAAAGUAAGUAGUGCAAUAUAUAGGGAAUAGGGUGCCAUUUGGGUCGCAAUCACAGUGUGACAAGAUAUCAGCUAGCCCAGUAAGGGUCCUGUAUUCUCUCCGUACAUACAGCCCUGUACAAAGCCUCAAAGCAGUCCCUUUCAAUCCCAGCUUUCACACACAGACUUGGCUGGCACAGCUAGUGCUGGAAAACCUUAGCCUGGUUCCAGAUCUGUUUGUGCAGUCUUGCCAACUCUUAUGGUCAUUGUUGCGCCAAACGUUGGCAAGACAUCACAAACAGAUCCACUACCAGGCUAGGAGAACCUAGCAUUUUUACUCAUUCUGGAACGGUUCCAUUUUAUGAGAUGUUAUUGGGGCCUCCACUAAAAGUUCUACAGUGGACUGUGUAAAGAUAGGCCUAUAUUAGAGAAAGAGGAGAGUGGAGCUAAUUUCCAGAGCCCGAGAGGUGACAUCUUUGUCUAGUCCGAGUGGACUCUUUGCUUGUACAGUGGUGAAGUGGUUGCGGUUUGUGAGAAAGGGCUACUCUGUUGACCAUAAGCUUCAUUCCUUUGCUAGGACGGAGUUCCCUGUAUAUCAUCCUUUCCACCGGGGGCAUUUUCCUCCUCAUCACCCUGGUGACUGUGUGCGCCUGCUGGAAGCCCUCCAAAAAGUAAGAGCUCCACAUUGUGCCUCCAUCUCCCUAUUUGCUUUGAUAUGCCUCGAGGUCCAGAACUAAGCACUAGGCAAGGAGCAGGCGGCUAGAAUCUUAAUGCCCUGGCCUAGCUCUCUACUACUCUGCAGUUCUGCAGAUGCAUGUCCAAUGUUACACUAAGGUUCUGACACUGAUAGCAUCGUGUGGGAUGGAUUCUAUCUCUGUUGUUUACAAUGCAAUGAUAAUGGUAUCCCACUAGCCUGGUGCCUGAACUGUUUGUGCUGUAUAGCCUACUCCUAUGGUCAUUGUCAAUGUUGUGGCUAUACAGCACAAACAGAUCUGGGACCAGGCUAGAAUUACACUGUAUGCAGUAUUUAAACAAAUCAUUGGGUUUACAUGUUCUUGAGGAUACAGAAACUGAAUGUAAAUGGUCACUACACGAGUCUACAUGUGAAACACUCAUCUCCUACUUGUCUCUCAUUGGGGUUAAGAAAGAAGCGGCGGGCUGACAUGGCAGCCAUGUUGCAGAGAUCUCCAGUAUAUGUAGAGAGGAGUGACAUCAGUCACGAUGGUAAGGAUGUGAGCUUUUGACAGUUAGGUGCUUUUUGCAUGUGUGAUAUUCUUUGUUCCCCACACUAAUUAUUUCAUUUAUGUAUCUAUUUCAGAUAUUUGAAUGCAAACCUUUUUAGAUGGAUAGAUUUCAUGGCAAAGUUAUAGUCAGCACACAUGUUUUGCAGAGUAGGCCUACACUCAGUUUGUGGAGUUGUUCACACAUUCUUUCAUUUGCAGUUGAUGUGGUGCCAAAAACAAUAGCCCAUGGAACACAUGGCCGUAGGAGCCCAAUGGCUCUUUACGUUGUCAAUGAAGAUGUAAGUCACUGAUUUUUCAAUUCGCAAAGACUAGUUUAUUUUCAAGAAUGUUGCUCGUUUUCCAUUAAUAUUUUCUGCUUAACUCUAUUCCUUCAUUGUUGUUGUUCCAGGACAGUCUCAAAGGUGAGGACGAGUGUUCAGCCAACUCCAUCAGCCUCUCAGUCCUCACCCCACCUGGUUACCCCAGCCCCCUCCCACCGUCCUCCCACUCACCUGAGGCACCCACCCGGCCUGUCCGCAAACAUCCCCAUACCCCUGUGCCCUCGCCCCCUGCCACCCCACUCAAGCCCCUUGGCCAGCCACCUGUCAUGCCCUCAGCUCCACCCCCUGGUUCACCUCUACAUGUCCAGAGCUUUGGGCGUAAACUCCGCCCUCCUGUGGGCAUCCCCACCAAUCGACAGACAGAGGAGCCCCCGGCCACCCCAGAGGCCGACGACUAAUGUCUUAAUGACCACCCUCACUCACCUAUCACUGUUUCUACUGUAGAAUUCAUCCACAUCUAUCCAUGGACUUGUUUAUUAUCUUGUCUGUUUAGUUUGGUUUUGGUAUAAAGAUAUUUGUUACACCAGGAUCAACUGCUCUGAUCAUGGUUUCCUUAUACCCCUGGAUGCGUUGUUCUUUUUUCCCACCAAGGUUUAAAAACAUGCAACAUCGUCCAUACUGCACAACACUGCUUUGAGAUUGUUUCAGGUGUGAAUCAACUUGGACCAAUGGCCUCCAUGUAGUCUGACUCUAGAUCACUUUGUGCUUUAGCCAACUCCUCUCUGCUGUGGUGACAAUGAUAGUCAGAGGAGUGAGCUACAACACAUACAGAUCUGGGACCAGGCUAACCCCCAUGGCUAUUCUGAUGAACUCAUGUAACAUCUCCACACACAUUUCUAGUACAGUAUCCACCAAUGGUUUUUCUGGGCAGUCAAUGUAUGGCAGUUGCCACAUGGUAAAGGACAAGGGGGAUGUAAGUGGCCACAGUCAAUUUACACUGGGAUCUGGAUAUGUUAUUACUUGAAAAUUAGGGUAAUGAUAAUGCGUGGAGUGCAAUUUGUUUGAUUUGGUGCUUCCAGUAGACAUACUGAGGAAGGGGGUUGCAAAGAAACUGCCAUCCUAAGCCUUGGACUCAUUAUGUACAUAUGUCAAUAGUGUAUGUAAUGUUCUUAGAAUUGUUUUGGGGACCUUUUACCUCCAAAUACAUUUUUUCAAAUAACAUUUCAUCCUAAAACCGUGUUUCAAUUCCAUGUUUCAAAGUGAAGUAUGCCAUUUUAUAACCUAAAAAAUGGAACAAUAAAUGCUUUGUUGGAAAAUGCC